AUAGGAGGCACCCACAGCAGCCGGGCACAAACAGUUAGCACUCGUCCACCAAUCAACAUGAAGAGCCAACCCAUCCUGAUUCUGGCCGUGUGCCUCUUGGCCCUCUCCGCCGUUUCCGCCAUGCCACAGCGUCGGGCGAAGAGUCAACGCCAGGUGGAGUACUCAUCCACACCCUAUCCGGCAGCUGGCUUCCGCCCCAGGGUUCCCUUUAAUCUGCCCGGUGAAGUGCAGCCCAAGCUCGAGACGGAACCACUGACCACCACCAGUACCACGUCUGCCAGCGAAGUGGAAACCCUGGAGAAUACCGAACCACUUAGCACCACCGAGCAGCAGCCGGAAGCGGAGACGGAAGCGGAUUUGGAAGUGUCCAUCCGCACGCCUGCCAACACGUACGGAGCCCCUGAAGAGCAGGAUCCCCUGGAGCCGGACACCGUAGUGGUGGUGGCCCAGGAGCCAGCCCGCGAUUUUCAGCCCCCCUCCCUGGAUGCCGUCGAGGACUUUGCCGCCGAUGGCGCUGUUGCUGCUGGUGGCGAGCAGCCUGUUGCUGAUGUCCCUGCCCUGGGCCAAGCGGAGUCGCAGGACGAUGAGCCCGAGGCGGCGGUCAAGGCUGUCACCCCGGCUGGAGCCUAUGGACCACCCGCCGCCACCUACGGAGUGCCUGAGCUGAGCGAGACCGAGAACGAGUUGGAUCUGGAGGAGUCGCAAGUUGAGCUGGUUGAAGAGGAGGCGGCGGCGGAGGAGGCGCUGACCAACGAGCUCUCCAGUGGUCGCCUGAUCCUGCUGCCCUUGGGCGCCAGGGGACCACAGUUUGGUCGCCUCAUCCUUGCCGUAGAGCAGCCACGUCAGCGCCUGAGGAGCGAACGACUGAGGCGGAUUUAGGGCUUCACUUGCUUGUCCACGUGUGGGGAUUAUUUGAACGAAAAUAUACGUACUUGUUUCUACUGAAUUUUUCUG
Messenger RNA from Drosophila simulans, 954 nucleotides. RefSeq lists its product as uncharacterized. The transcript has a single exon. NCBI's taxonomy places the organism in Eukaryota, Metazoa, Arthropoda, Insecta, Diptera, Drosophilidae. The record is from RefSeq and is a predicted model, not a curated record. Bases 58 to 879 code for a protein of 273 amino acids.